Paramecium sonneborni is the source of this 1316-nucleotide messenger RNA. The record is from the annotation of a GenBank genome assembly. NCBI's taxonomy places the organism in Eukaryota, Ciliophora, Oligohymenophorea, Peniculida, Parameciidae.
AUGAGUUCAAUUCAAAGAUAAACACGUACUCGUAUAUUUGAAUCAGAUUCUGAAACUAAUACAAAAAGACCUAUUACUCCAUCAUCAUAAUAACAACAAUCUAAAGACAAUUACAAAAUACAUCUUCUGACACAUAAUACUUAAGUUAAUACACCUAUUGUCUAAUGUCAUUACCAUCCUGAUUAAAUUAUAAAAAACUUUUGCAAACAUCUGUAUCAUUAUUAUUUUUAUUAUUUCUAAGAGAUUGUUUAUUACCUUUAUGUCCUUAAUGUGUAACCAUUCAUUAAGAAGAUCAUAAUAAUUUACUUUAACCAUCUUCUUUUGAUCAUCUUACUACCUGUUUAACAGAACAAUAAAAUAAAAUUGUUGAUAUAUGCAAUCUAAUGACAAAUGAUAUACAAAAUCUAAAUGAACUUAAAAUAUUCAUUAAUGAACAUUAUAAAAAUCAAAAAAAUAGAUUUCUUGAAGCCAAACAAUCUCUAUAUAAAUUAAUUGAUCAAUAUUUUUAAACACAUGAAAAUACAAUCAAUACAUUAACAUAAAAAUAAACUGAUUUAUUAUUCAAUUAACUUAAUUCAUAUCAUAGAUUAGCAUAUGAAAAAUGGAAUCAUUUGUAAACUAGAUUAUAAAAAUUGAAUUCAGAUAAAUGUUUAAAGACUUUAAUCAAAUGUUAUAAAUAAAGCAAACCAGAAGACAUCUAUUCUCAAUAACAUGAAAUGUCUAUUUAAUUUAUGGAUUAAAUAAAAACCUAGUUAGAUAAAAUAUAAAUUAAUCCUACAAAAUUAUAAAAUAUCUUAGACUCAUUGAGCUCCUAUAUAUUAAUAAUUCCUAAUGAAUAACAAAAUAACACAUAAUCUUCAUCAUAUGAAAAAACAAAGAGAUCAAGCAGUUAAUAACAUGCUGUCUCCACUUCUCCCAUUAACGCAAGAAUUGUAAAAGGAUAUCCUAUUUAAAAAAGAUAUAUAAUUCCACAAAAUAAAUUUGACAUAAUGAUUCCCUCAAUUUAAUAAGGUUUUCCAACUCAGCAGCCAGGAAUUAAUUAUUACAUUCCAUAAAAUUAAUAAAUUACAAAUUAGAAAUUAAGCAAUACUCCUCUGUCAUUUCCAACAUAAAUAACUGGAAUUCCUUUAUAUAAGCAAUAAAAACAAACCCAACAGGUUUUGAAUCCUUUACAACCUACAAUGUAGAACUAAGUAAAUAAGGUAGGAGAAGUUAUAGAUCUGAAAUAAAGUAGAAUUCCAUAGAAGGCGACAGAAUAGUAUUAAAAUAGAAUAUUCAAUGAGAAUGACUUCUCUCCUAAGUUGAAUAUGACUUGA